AUGGAGUAUCAAAAAGGAUCACCACUCCUCAUGCGUGUGCAGAAUGCAAAAGACGAAAGAUUCGGUGUGACGGCCGCCAGCCGUGUGGCCAAUGUCUUGGAUGUCGAUCGCCAAAGCCGUGCUACUAUGACAAACAUCGUCAACGGGACUCUUGAUGCGCUCUCGCAAUCGCUCGAAGAAUGUCGAAGCGUUCUUAAAAGAUUAUAUCCUACUCGUGAUCCACAGUCAUUGCUCCCUUUGUCCCGCCAAGAGUUGAUUGUCCUCCUCGAUCGCGGCGACCAGCGUGGUAGUGUGCAAGCACAGACAUCACCAACUGGCUCUCAUAGCACCACAUCGCCACUAUCCCAGAUCUCCCAAGAUUUACUCUCACCCAUCGCCUCGGUGUCUGAAGAAGAUCACCGGACUCUCGCUCAUCUCGAGCAAAUACCUAGCCAAGAUACGGAAUGGGAUGAAGAGCGACGAAAUCGAGACCCAAUACCAGCAGAAGCUGACGAUGUGAAUGCACUAUCUCUAUCUGUAGAUCGGCAGACUUCAUAUUUGGGGGCUAGUUCGAUCAAGGCCGCCUUCCUCGUGAUCCUGAAGGUAGCACCAAAGCUACGAUCCUUCCUCGCCGCUUCACAUAACGGCAACAGCUACAACAAGCAAUCAAACGUCGCUAGCAACUACCCUACGCCGCGGCCUGGUGUCCCUGUCAAGAGCUUACUCGCAAUUACGUGGUCAUCGGAGGGCCAGACUCUAAUUGAUGCCUACUUCAACCGAGUCCAGAUCUUAGUGCCUAUGCUCGACGAGCCUUCCUUCAGGGCCGAUUAUCUGAAUGCACGACGCCAUGAUGCGCCAUGGUUGGCCCUUCUCAACAUGGUCUUCGCAAUGGGUAGCAUUGCUGCAAACAAGUCGGACGAUCAUUCCCAUAUCACCUACUACCAACGGGCAAAAGAGCACUUAGGACUCGAUAGCUUCGGUAGUGGGCACUUGGAGACUUUACAAGCUCUAACUUUGCUGGGCGGUUUCUAUCUGCAUUACAUCAACCGACCCAAUAUGGCAAAUGCUAUGAUGGGCGCUGCAUUGCGAAUGGCUUGUGCCAUGGGACUUCAUAGAGAGGGCCUGGUUGAGCAGGCUAAUGCCAGUACAAUGCUAAUCGAGCAAAGAAGAAGAACAUGGUGGAGUUUAUUCUGUGUCGACACUUGGGCAGGUACUACGCUUGGUCGGCCUUCUAUGGGACGCUGGGGACCGGGCAUCACGAUACGGUCGCCAGAGGAGACGAAUGAUUUGAGGAUAAUGGGACAGAAUGCCGGAAACGCGCUCAUGAUUGAGAACGUCAAGUUCUGCAAAAUAUCCACACAAAUUCAAGAUGCUUUAGCCCAAUCACCGCUACUUCGGCCCGAGGACCGGGCCAAUCUCGACAAUCAACUCGUCGCAUGGCAGGAAAAUCUCCCGUACAUGUUAAGAUCGACAGAGCCCUGUCCGGAAUCGAUCUAUACGGCACGCUGUGUCAUGAAGUGGCGCUGCCAGAACCUCCGCAUUGUUCUACAUCGGCCCGUCCUCCUCAAUCUCGCUAACGCCGGAAAUGAAGUGACAGCAACCCAGGACGAACUUGAGGCAGUCAACAGAUGUCGAACCAUCGCAAAACAGACGAUCGAGGACAUCGCGCGCGAAUGGACUGCAAACCAGAUGCUGGGUUGGAAUGGAGUCUGGUUCAUGUAUCAGGCUUCGAUGAUCCCACUUAUUAGCAUGUUUUGGGAGUCCUGGAACACACAACUCGUCCGAGAUUGUCAGGCUCAGAUUGAGGUCGUUCUAGAGGCUUUUGAAGGCAUGACUGAUUGGUCGCUGGCUGCAAGGAGGAGUCGGGAGGUGUUAGUGAAGAUGUAUGAGGCGAGUAAGAGUCCUCUCACACGACAAAACAGCCCGCGGAUGGGGCCAACACAGGUGAAGAGCGAAAAUGGGGUCAACGGAUUGACUCCUCCGUCUUCUAUGAAUGGCAUGAACGGGAAUGGAAUGACUGGUGUCGAUGGGAUGAACCAUAUGAUGCAUGGGAUGAACGGAAUGAAUGGACACAUGCUAGACGGACCAGAGAUACCGCAUAUCGAGAUGAUGGGCGAGGACGGGAUGGUAUUGAUGGACCACCCCGGCAUCUGGGAUCUCGACGGGAUGCUCUGGGGCAGUCUACCAGACGGGCUAGACAUGCCAUAUGACGGCAUGGCGAUGGAUUUCGAGGACGCCGGCAUGGGCCACUACGACGGGAAUUACAUGAUGAUGCAUCAGUAA
Messenger RNA from Venustampulla echinocandica, 2262 nucleotides. RefSeq names its product Zn2 DNA-binding protein. Gene Ontology annotation, biological process: positive regulation of transcription from RNA polymerase II promoter by galactose; DNA-templated transcription. Gene Ontology annotation, cellular component: nucleus. Lineage: Eukaryota; Fungi; Ascomycota; Leotiomycetes; Helotiales; Pleuroascaceae. The transcript has 3 exons. Gene Ontology annotation, molecular function: DNA-binding transcription factor activity, RNA polymerase II-specific; RNA polymerase II cis-regulatory region sequence-specific DNA binding; zinc ion binding. Bases 1 to 2262 code for a protein of 753 amino acids. The record is from RefSeq and is a predicted model, not a curated record.